GCUACUAGGCUGCGGAUCAGCACAGCAUGUGGAUUUGUUUCCUAAAUGUCUACGCUAUUGCUGAGAACUGGUACUCUGUCCCAAACGAACCGUCAUUCAUCUGUCCUGGCGCUGAUCACCCAAUCGCAAUCCAUGCCAACCGAUGUGAUCAAUUACAGCGUGAUCGGCUAAAUCUGCCCAACAAAAAAAAGUUCUUUGUUGAACAGCAGGCUUGGUAGAGCUCCCAAUUCUUCUGUUCUCCUUGAAUACCUUCGACUGUCUUCUACAUACUCACUAUUUUGCAGCAGCACCAGACAGGCCAAAAAGAACAUGGAUCUAACGGAGAAGGAGGUUGCGUUUGGCAAAAAACUGGCGCACGUGGACAAGGAGGUGCGGGACCAGGCGGUGGGCAAGCUGUCGGUAUUCCUGUCACAGGACACUGAGCUGGAGUACAUGGAGAUGCUGCGGCAGUGGAAGGCGCUGUUCUACUGUUUUUGGCUCUCAGACAAGCCGCUGGUGCAGCAGGAGCUGGCAUGGAACCUGGGCAACAUGAUCCUGGCAUGCAAGGGCGUGAACCGCGGCAGGUUCCUGCAGGCAUUCUGGGAGACGAUCUGCCGCGAAUGGUCGGCGCUGGACAAGCACCGGAUCGACAAGUACCUUCUGCUUCUGCGCCGAGUGGUGUUCUUUUCGCUCAAGUCGCUUGAGCAGAGCUUCGUGGGACGCGGAGCUUGUUGGCGAGUAUGCUCAGAUCUACGGCACGUUCCCGCUGCAUCCGACGAAUCUGCGGAUCCCGCACAGCGUGCGCACGCAGGUGGCGAAUGUGUUUAUUGACGAGCUGGUGCGGUUAAAUUCAGAGAUGCUCAAGGAGGAGCGCGAUAACACAGACAUGCCGGUAGGUGCGCUUCUGGAGCCGUUUGCGCGGUUCAUCGGGGCCACCACGAUCCGGCAUCUGCCGCCGAUUAUCCAGGAGUCAGUGUUUGACAAUAUGGUGGUGCGGAUUGCCGAGGCUGAGGAGGCCCAGAUGAGCAAGGGCUCGGAUGACGAGAGC
Molecule: messenger RNA, 1027 nt
Organism: Linderina pennispora
Lineage: Eukaryota; Fungi; Kickxellomycota; Kickxellomycetes; Kickxellales; Kickxellaceae
Exons: 1
Coding region: 310-810 (166 amino acids)
Biological process (GO): rRNA processing
Cellular component (GO): preribosome, large subunit precursor; preribosome, small subunit precursor; nucleus
Source: RefSeq, a predicted model, not a curated record